UACCCAUUGGCUGUCGUCCCCCGUCAGUCAUCUCCCGCUCGGUGGAUUUGCCCGUUCCCUCCGUAAGCGCGUUAGUUUCUCAAUGAGCCGUAGUGUUUGGUUUGGUUUGACAAGUUUCCGCUGGAUCGCGAUGGAGUUAUAGGGGAAAGCCGCUAAUUGACGGAUCGAUAAUUAAAAAAAAGAAAGAAAAAAAAAAGUUGGGAGUUUUACCUUGUCGGCGUUUGGGGCAAAUGUAGGGGUUUUAGAGGGAGACGCUUGACGCUCUGCUCUCUGUUUACUUAGCCCGCUGUCAAUUGGACGCCACGACCGGAGUAGAAAAUGAACAGCUUGUCUUUUGACGACCCGUCGUUGGAUAACCUGGACCCAACCCUGUCGCUAAACGACCCGAGUGACAUCGACACGGCCCUCCUAAACGACAUUGAUGACAUGCUGCAGCUCAUCAACAACCAGGACAUGGAGUUUGGAGGGCUGUUUGACCCCCCUCCAUACUCGCGUCCUCCCCCCACACAGGAUCUCCCUGUCCUGACCCAGUCCAUCUCCAGUGCUCCCCCUCCAGCCACUACUUCUACCCUUCCAGCUCCAUCUUCCUCCCCUUCCUCCAUCCUGAGCAGCAGCCCCCACCUGGAUGCUCUGCUGGGCCCCCCCAUCACCCGUAGCUCCUCUACCCCUGACAAGACCUUUCAACCUCCCACCUUCCAGCAAUCCCCCCUGGCCCAGGUAGCCAACUCCAACCCUAGGCAGCAGCCAGCCUCCCCACAGCAGGCUCAGGGCAUCAGGCAGAAGGUGGACCAGCCUCAGCCGAUUCUCAGUCCACCAGCUCAGGCAGCCUCCCCGAAUGGCUCACCAGGCCAGAGCCCAUCAUUUAGCUUAACACCCCAGGCCCUCUUCACCUCUCCUGUACCCCAGCAGCAGAAGCCUCAGCCUCAGCCCCAGGCUCAGCCACAACUCCAGGCUCAGGCACCGGCUCACACCCAGCAGGCCCGGGUCAGCUUCAGCAACCAGAACAGCUUCAUGGCUGUCAGUCAAGGAGGUGCUAGCCAACCGGUGUCAACCUUGUCUUCUUCGUCACCGACGGUUCAAACGAUGACCAUCCAGACUCAGGUCCAGGGACUGACGACCACCUCCGCUCUCCUGGCCACCUCAGCAAGCCCACCAGUACAGACCAUCGCUUCCCACGUGCAGCAAGUACCCGUGCUGCUGCAGCCCCAGUUCAUCAAAGCCGAGUCUCUGCUGCUGACCACUCUGAAACAUGACCCCUGUAUGGUGACCACGGUGGCCUCCCCCACAUCUCUGACCACCACCCCAGUGCAAAGCACCUCGCUGCAGGCUCUGAUGGGGGGAGGCACCAUCCUGACCACAGUUCCCGUCAUGGUUGACGCUGAGAAGCUUCCGAUCAACCGCAUCGCCAUCAGUGGCAAGCCAGUGGGCCAGCCCCACAAGGGGGAAAAACGCACUGCCCACAAUGCCAUCGAGAAGCGUUACCGCUCCUCUAUAAAUGACAAAAUCAUUGAGCUGAAAGACCUGGUGGCCGGCACAGAAGCUAAGCUCAACAAGUCAGCUGUGCUGAGGAAGGCCAUCGAUUACAUCCGCUACUUGCAACAGGCCAACCAGAAACUCAAACAAGAAAACCUGGCUCUCAAAAUGGUCGCCCAGAAAAACAAGUCUCUGAAGGACCUUGUUGCGAUGGAGGUUGAUGGACAGGCAGAGGUGAAGAGUGAGCUGCCCACCCCCCCAGCUUCCGACGUGGGCUCUCCGACCUCUUUCCACUGUGGCAGUGACUCAGAGCCUGACAGCCCCAUGGGCGAGGACACCAAGCCGACUGUAGGAGCACUGGACAGAUCCCCAGUGGGAGGUGCAGGGGGCAUGUUGGAUCGCUCCCGCAUGGCGUUGUGUGCCUUCACCUUCCUCUUCCUCUCCCUAAAUCCUUUGGCCGCUCUGCUCUGUGGGUCCGCAGGCAGCAGCUUUGCUGCAGGCAGCACCACGACCACCCAUGGCACAGGCAGGACCAUGCUGGGCUUUGAAAUUGCAGCGGAUUCAUGGGGCUGGAUGGAUUGGAUGUUGCCCACCUUACUGGUCUGGUUACUGAAUGGUAUUCUGGUGUCGGGGGUUCUAAUCCGACUGUUGGUGUAUGGAGAGCCUGUAACCAGACCUCACUCUGGCUCCUCUGUCCUGUUCUGGAGGCACCGCAAGCAGGCCGAUCUGGAUCUGGCCAGGGGAGAUUUUGCCCAGGCCAGUCAGAACCUAUGGACCUGUCUGAAGGCUCUUGGUCGACCCUUACCCACUUCCCAGCUGGACCUGGCCUGUGCUGUCCUGUGGGCCCUGCUGCGACUCUGCCUCCAGCGCCUCUGGGUGGGCCGCUGGCUGGCUGCCAGGGCCGGGGGCCUGCGAGCUGACCGCCCCCUGCAGGAGGAUGCGUGCAAGAGCAGCCGUGACGCUGCCCUGGUCUACCACCGCCUGCACCAGUUGCACAUGACCGGCAAGCUGAACGGCAGCCACUUGUCAGCAGUGCACAUGUCUCUGAGUGCAGUCAACCUGGCAGAGUGCGCUGGCCCCUGUCUGCCUGUCGCCACUCUGGCUGAGAUCUAUGUCUCUGCUGCUCUGCGGGUCAAAGCCAGCCUGCCCAGGAUCCUGCAUUUCACAUCUCGUGUGUUCCUGAGUAGUGCUCGCCAGGCAUGCCUUUCGUCGAGCGGCAGCGUUCCUCCGGCCAUGCAAUGGCUCUGUCACCCCAUGGGCCAUCGCUUCUUCGUAGACGGGGACUGGGCCGUUCGCAGCACCCCUAAAGAGAGCAUCUACAGUCAGGCCGGCAAUACAGUAGACCCUCUGGCGCAGGUAACCCAGGCUUUCAGAGAACACCUGCUCGAGAAGGCUCUGUACUGUGUGGCCCAGCCUCGGGGAGAGAAGACACCCAGCCAGGGAGAGGGGGAGUAUGCUGACGCCCUGGAGUACCUCCAGCUGUUGACUAGCGCAUCGGACGCAGCCGGCGCCACCACCCAGUCUUUUGCCAUUGGCUCCAAUAUGGCCACUGUCACUGGCUGUGACCCCCACUCCAAGUGGUGGUCCUCAGUGGCCGUGGUGAUCAUCAACUGGCUCCAAGGGGACGACGCUGCAGCCGAGAGACUCUAUCCAGCUGUGGAACACCUGCCACGUAGUCUUCAGAACGCAGAGAGUCGCCUGCCCAAGGCGUCUCUGAACACGUUCCGGGCGGUGCGCGCUCUGCUGUCCAAGCCAGAGAACUGCCAGCUGAGUCUGAGCCACAGCGACAAGGCCAGCACCCUGCUCAGAGACAGCCUCAACCUGGGACCACACUGCCACAGCUCCAGCUUAGACAAGGUUGUCCAGUUGCUCCUGUGCGACCUGCUGUUGGUGAUCAGGACCAACGUGUGGCGUCUGCAGCAGCAGGGUACCGGUCCUGGAGGGUCAGGGGCAGCUGGGAGUAGCAGCCCUUCAGGGGUCCACCAGGCCUCCCCGCCAGAGCUUCAGGGCUUCCAGCAAGACCUCAGCUCCCUUCGCAAGCUGGCCCACAGUUUCAGGCCCGCGAUGAGACGGUUGUUCCUUCAUGAAGCUACGGCCAGGCUGAUGGCAGGGGCCAGUCCCACCCGCACACAUCAGCUCCUGGAUCGCUCGCUGCGACGUAGAGCCACCCCGGGAGCCAAGACAGAGGAGUGCGAGACACGGCCAGGCCAGCGGGAACAGGCAGAGGCAGUAAUGCUGGCGUGCCGCUACCUGCCCCCCUCCUUCCUGUCGGCCCCGGGCCAGAGGGUGGGCAUGCUGGCCGACGCCGCCCGCACCUUGGAGAAACUGGGAGACAAGAGAACUCUCCACGACUGCCAGCAGAUGAUCAUCAAGCUGGGCAGUGGCACCACAGUCACCUCCAGCUAGACAGAAAAGUGGCCCAGAGACAUGCACUUAAAAGGGCGUAGAAAGGCUGAUUCAUUCUUUUGCUAACAUACACAGAUACAGGUACACCUUCUCACUGAGACACCAGUGAAGACAAAAACACCUCACAUGGAGACUCUUGCAUACAGUCAUACACAAUAGCCUGCAGCUAAUGGACAGACUGACUGAAUGUAUAGUGAAUCAUAACAGACAGACAGAAUCUCCUCCCCACGACCUGUCGUCUGUCCCCAAACCUGUUGUCCUCUACUUUUUUUUUUCUUUUUUCCUUGGGUCAGAAAACAUCUCAAGAGUUUACGCUAUGAGCUCCUCCCACCAACUCCCAAUUUUAGUGUUGCCAGUUACAUGCUAUUCAAUGCUACACCCAGAAUAUAGAAUGCAUUUUUCCUACCGGAGCUGAAAUCCUCAGCGGAUAUGCAUUGCAGCAACUGAGUCUGACCACAGGGGGGUGUCGUCACAUCCCUUUGGUGGACAGUGUGAAUGGCGGCGUUUGAGUACGUGUGUUAAGGACGGAUGAGAUGUUUGUCCUGCAUUUAUUCAGAAUGGACUCACCUCAGUGUUUUGGGUUAGGAUGCACCUUGUCCGGGUAAAUCAAACGGCAUUGACUGGUGUGUUGGCGUGUCUGGCUCCCCUGAUGGGUUGCAGAACGAGCUGUCUCGUUUAAGCGGGCCGAGCUGACCAAACUAAUUUAUCAGAUCACGGGCUUGCUCCGCAGGUCCUUCCGGAUAGAUUAGUUGCAUCUAAAGUUGAUAUAUUGUUUGGACAACUUUCUCCCUGUGAUAGUUUUGAGAUGCCAUGACCUACUGAGCGGGGGGCCCCCUUGUCUCUCACAUGCACUAGCCUUAUGAGGCUUCUUUCAAUGAUUUAAUGAAUAAUAUGGCUUUAUAUGCUUUUUAUUGUCACAAUUUUUUUCUGUGUACAUAUUUUACAGUGUAUUUAUAAUCUGUAUGAAGUUUGAUCAAUCAGUAUUUUACAUCAUUGGCAGGAUAUUUUUCUUAACGCAUCCUUCACCAUUUUUGUAGCAUUGGAAUAGGCCCAAAAAAAAGACGUGUACUGUGCCGUCAAUGGUGAUGAGUGUCCAAAUGGUUAUGUGUCAAAGUGUCGGGGUGAUGUGGGUGUCAUGUCGUCUGACUCGGUUGAUUGUUUGCACUAUUGCACAAGUCGUGUGCAGCUAUGAUAUCAAGGCAAGUCGGCACUGUCCGACUUUACCAUCAGCAGCUUAAUGUUUUAAACAAAGUGAACCUUUGUCGUAUUUUUGUUUUUUGCAACAAAGUUAUUAAAGUCCCCCGAUCGAUUUCAAAAUAAUUGACACUCUUUCCAAAGUGGGCCUUCAGUGAUUCGUUGUGUUUACCUUGUAGCGCCAAAAAAAGACACACUUAUUCUACCAUUCAUGUGUUUUAUGCAUCCUAGAGAGCCAGCUCUUAGGUUUUUAAGAAAGCUGUAAAAUACGUUUUGAAUCCUACGCAUGUUUUUUUCUUUGUGUGACAGGACAGGUAUGUUCCUUGCUUGUUAUUAUCGAGAAAGACCGGAAGACGUUGGUUGGAGAGUGCGUGGUGAGACGCAGCCACGUGUCACAUGUGUCGUCAGUGUACUCUUUAACUAACCCCUGUCGUUUUCUGUCUCUUCUGCUCUUUGUUCUUUGGAUUAUUCUUCGAUGAUGUAAAUAUAAGAAUAUUUUGUAACGAA
This is a messenger RNA of Lampris incognitus (smalleye Pacific opah), 5580 nucleotides long. RefSeq names its product sterol regulatory element binding transcription factor 1 (gene srebf1). The transcript has 19 exons. NCBI's taxonomy places the organism in Eukaryota, Metazoa, Chordata, Actinopteri, Lampriformes, Lampridae. The record is from RefSeq and is a predicted model, not a curated record. Gene Ontology annotation, cellular component: nucleus. Gene Ontology annotation, biological process: regulation of transcription by RNA polymerase II. The coding region runs from base 319 to 3879 and encodes 1186 amino acids. Gene Ontology annotation, molecular function: RNA polymerase II cis-regulatory region sequence-specific DNA binding; protein dimerization activity; DNA-binding transcription factor activity, RNA polymerase II-specific.